Ascoidea rubescens DSM 1968 is the source of this 5092-nucleotide messenger RNA. RefSeq names its product Mdm1p (gene MDM1). Lineage: Eukaryota; Fungi; Ascomycota; Saccharomycetes; Ascoideales; Ascoideaceae. The record is from RefSeq and is a predicted model, not a curated record. Gene Ontology annotation, molecular function: phosphatidylinositol binding. The transcript has a single exon. Bases 89 to 4765 code for a protein of 1558 amino acids. Gene Ontology annotation, cellular component: intracellular membrane-bounded organelle.
CUGAAAAGGAUGCCAAAUCAAACACCAACAACAAGUCUCAAAAAAGGGCCUACGAUCUACCAACUACUGCUGUUAGCUACCAGUGGAGAUGAGCACUCAGCAGAAUAGUGCCUUGGUGAAAGAUAUACUGACUACAGCCUUCACUUCAACUUCUUUUACAAGCUACGAUAGAACAACCAAAUCUCAACCUACCAAUCUAUCCAGAUCCAACAAUGACUCCAAUCGUGACAAAAAAGUGAAAGACUACAUAAAUGUGUCGAUUGAUUAUUUUCUACACACAAUAAUCCCUCAAUUAAAAUCCUUGAAUUACUCCAAAAUUUUCCUAUUUCUCUUUAGUUUUUACAUUUUAAAAUUUAUUUAUGCUAAUUUCUUUAGAAUAUCCUUUAUUUUAUCCACAUCAUGGCUAAUUAUCUGUUGCUUCCUUUAUAAAAAGUACAAGUCUCUAGUUGAUCCCAACGAUGACUACAGAAUUAACAAUGAUACAUUUUUUCUUUCUAAUCGCGAUUCUCAAAUUUCUAUUCCCAAAUUUGCCUUUCUUAAAAAAAAAAAUUGGAAUAUGGAAAUCAACAAACUAUACUAUAAAAAUCCCAAGCUUGACCAACCAAUGUUUCCUGAUUCAUUUAUUAUAUCUGAUACGUUAGAUGACAUUAUUAACUUCAUUUUAAGGGAUUUCGUAUUAAAGUGGUAUUCGAAUAUAAAUAAAAGCGUUAACGACUCCAAUGAUAAUGACCAAUUUAUUAAUGAAUUAAAGCUACUUAUUCAUCAAGCGAUAAGAGUAUUUAAAAUAAGAUUAGCAAAUGUUGAAUUUGCAGAUUUAGUGAUUUUGAGAUUAUUACCAAUUAUCGAUGAUCAUUUUACAAAAUUUGUGCAAGCUGAGAGUUUAGUUAAAGGUGGCAAAUCAAACGCUACUCAUAGAUUUUUAAUGAGCUCAAAAUCUCAGGCAUAUCAAAAUAAAGCAUUGACAGACACAAAUGAAUUAGAUUUAAUUGUGGCAUUAAAUUAUAAUCGAGGAAAGUUGCAUCCGGCUGUUAAUAACUGUAAAAAUUCUUUAAAAUUCAAUCAAAUCGAUAGAAAGAAAUGGUUAAGAAAUAAAGUAAGUCGAAUUCUACCCUAUUUACUUCCAAAACAAAUAUGCGAGUCACCCCCAACAAUUAUUUUGGUUAGGGAGAUUUUAGCAAACUGCUGUAUAUUUCCAGCAUUGGAUGUUGUUACUGAAGCAGAUUUUUGGAACCAAAUGAUUGUUAAAACGGUUGGCGAGACAUUAAAAGAUAGAAGCCAAGUUAUUCAGUUAAGAGCUGCGCUAGAAGAACAUUCAAAGGGACCAUCUGAUAAUGACAAACAAUCCUCUUCAAAUAAUGGGCUAAAUAGUGGAACGGUUAACAAAAAUGAUGAUUCAGGAAUUGUCAAUUUAUUGGAUUAUAAGAUAACAAUGAAAACUUAUCAAUCUUCUUUUGAAAAGUUUUUAAAGAGAAUAAACAAAUCUUCUUCUUCUUCCGAAUUGAAGCAACUAAAGUAUUACAUUAAUGUUCAAUUAAAAGUUGCUAUGCGAAAGCAAAACAAAAGAUUGGCUGCGUCUCAAAUAAAAAGAACGGAAUUAUCUAAUACAGUUGGUGGAUCCAAUAAAGACAAGAAUAGCACAAACCAAAUUUAUGAUGAAAAAUUAAAAGUAUAUAUUGAGAGACUUGGUUUGGCUAGAAAUGCUAUUAAUGAUAGAUUGACUGAAUUGAUAAAUAACAUGAAACUUUCUAAUACAAACCCGGCGAUAUUAGGAUUUGAUUCAGAACUAGAAAAUAGUUCAAUAUCUUCUCCAAUGCACAUGAAAAGGAAUUCAAGUUAUUCAUCAAGUUUGAAUAUGCUAUUAACCAACAAUUCUAUGAAACAAGAUCCAAGAGAGCACUUGAAAUUAAUGAGCAUUUUAAAUGACCCAUCUUCUUUAUCUUUCUUUAUGGAGUUUAUGGAACAAAAGGAUCGAUUGAUGCUUCUUCAAUUUUGGUUAAUUGUGAAUGGGAUCAAAAAUCCCCUUGAAGCCGAUCCAACUACAGAGGACUUUAAUGUACUAUUUGAAGAAGAUGAUGAUGUAUAUGUGGAAAAAAUUAUUGAAUCCAUCGAAAAUAACGAUAACCAAUCUCUUUUAAACUUCCCAGAAAGAUACUUGAAAAAGGCAUCUUCAAAAGUGCAUGAUGAAAGCGAUUUUUCCAACUUUUUCUCACGAAAUCAAGCUUCAUUCCAAGACAUUAUUUUAAUUUUUAACACCUAUUUUUUAAAUCCUUCAAAUAAAAAAAUUUUAAAUAUCACGAACCAAAUAUAUCAAAAUGUUGAAGUAUUUGCCCAGUAUAAUCAAAUAUUAAAUUCUUUAGAUGAAAGUUCAAAGUAUAAGAUAGUAGCAAAUAUUAAUUUAAUUCUCAAAAAUCUUUAUGCAAAAGCUAGAAGCUCUGUUCUUUAUUUGCAACUGAAAGCCUUUAAGUUGAUGGAUGAAAAGGAUCUACCAGUUUUCAAAAAAUCUGAUAUAUUUUUAAAAUUAUUGGCUUCUGAUAGUGGCAAAUUUAUGUUUUCCGAUUCAAAUAGUAUGAUGAAUGAAAGUAUAAUUAAUUCUAACGAUUCUGUAAUAAGAAUGAAUGUUGCAAAAUAUGCAACUAUUGAAAGUGAUGAUGAAUAUUUUAAUGAAAAUAACGAUUUUGAAUACAAUCCUCUUUUAAAUAAUAAAAACAAUAACAGAAAUAGUACGGGUAGUAAAAACAACAGCGAGAAUGAAAAGAACGUUAGCGAAGACGUUAUAAAUGCAAUGGAGCAUGCUUUGACUGAAAUCGUCAAGAAUACUGAUAAUUUUGAUGCAAUUUCAUUGAAAAAAAAUUUAUUACCUAAAAGACAAAAAUCCACUUCAAGGAAAAAAUCCAUUUCGAAACCAUCCGAAACUCGAAGUUUUGAAAGUAAUGAAUCUCAAUCCAGUAAUAAUUCGAAAUCACUGAAUAAUGAUUUUGAAUAUGAUACUAUUUUCGGGAAUGAAAACUCAGAAUUGUUUGAAAGUGAAUUUAGAGACAACAUGACUAUUUCAACAGGAAAUAAGACUGUCACAAAUGACACUAAAAGUACCUUAAAUUUAGUCAAUACACAGAACCUGGAUGAUGAUGAUGAUGAUGAUGAUGAUGAUAAUAAUAAUAAUAAUAAUAAUAAUAAUAAUAAUAAUAAUAAUAAUAAUAAUUUAAACAGUAACUCUGACAAACACAAUUUUGAAAAUGAAAGAUUAGCAAACACAACUGAUAGGUCCAAACUUCAAUCAAUGAUGAUUGAUGAAUUACUACUAAAUGAUGACGAAACAGAUGAUAGCGAGUCUGUAAUGUCUGGUGUCAUAAGUUCUGAAAGUGGUGAUGUUGAGUCAGCUCAAUUGCAUCUUGCAGCGCCUGGCGAUCUUAGUCUUAAAGAGGAAAUAACUAAGCUAGCUAAUGAUAUUGAGAAUUUGAAUAAGCAAAUGGUCAUUCUUAAUCCUUUAUUAAAAAAAGCGGAAUUAACUAAUAAUGUUACUGAGUUAAGAAUUCUUAAAAAGUCCAAAAUGAGUUUAGAAAGAGAGAUCCAUAUUAAAGAACUUCAAAAACAGCAAUAUAUUGUUCAGGAAAAUGAUAAUAGUUUGUAUGGAAAAUCCAGAGUUUCUAUUCAAUCCUGUAUAAACGAUUACGAUAAAAGUGGAAAGCAGUUUACUUUAUAUAUGAUAGAAGUUCAAAAACUAUCAACUGAUAAUAAAACAGUCACAGCAGGCUGGAUUGUUGCAAGAAGAUUCAAUCAAUUUUACAAACUACAUGAAUAUUUUAAAAAAAUGUAUCCAAAUGUGAGAGAUUUAAGAUUUCCGAAAAAGAACGUUUUAGUAUUAAAUAAGAUUCAACAGGAAUUUGUUAUUAAAAGCAGAAGAAAGCUCCUUGAAAGGUAUUUGCAAGAUUUAUUAAAGCUUCCAGAAGUUUGUCAAAACAGAGCGUUUCGAUUGUUCUUAUCAUCAGAAGAUUUUAACAAUGAUAUAUUUAAAAAGAAAUCUCUUUACAAUUUGAAAGAAGCGUAUAAUAAUUCUGAGGUUACAGAUAUACAUUCGACAGGAUUCAAUGGUAAAACAAUAGAAAAUGUUACGACCAAAUUAUUCAAUAGUAUCAUAAACGGGCUAGACUAUUUGAAUAGUGGUGUUGUAAAUCCCAACAUUCAUAACGAGCAGUCUGGUUCAGCUAAUAUUGAUCAAUAUAGUGAAGAAGUUAAUGCUAUGCAAAACGAAUUGGAAUCUUAUAUGGAAGAUAAAACCACUUUUGUCAAACCAAUUUGUGAUUUGUUUUUAAGUUUUUUUGGUUUGCGACACUCUAAUAGCUGGAUUAGAGGAAGAGCAAUUUUGGUAAUUUUACAACAACUAUUGGGAAGCACAAUUGAGAAGAAAACGAGAGAAUUUUUCAGACUGUAUAAAAAUGAACUACAGGUUAUGAACUUGUUGGGAAUGUUCAAAGACACACUUUGGCCUAAAAAUACAUUCUUCUUGGAUGAUGAAGGUAGAGUUGAAAGAACAAAAAUUGAGAAGAUGCAUGCAAAAUAUGAAGCUAAAAUUCUUUUAGAAACAAUUAUAACUGAUUUUGCCGGAACAAUUGUCGGAAUGUCUAAUUCAAAAUAUGCAGCAUUCGAGGUGUAUUCAAUGCUUCAAAACGAGAUAUUGAAUAAUCAUUUAAUAUAUGAACUUUUUGAUGAAAUACUUGGAGAAGUUUUUCCAGAAAUUGGUUUUAAUGAUAAUGAUGGAAAUUUAUGAAACUCAAAUUCAAAUUCUUUUUAUAUUAUUUUUUAUUUUAUUUUAUUCUAGUUUCCAUUUUUUUUAAUUUUUGACCAUCAAUUAUUAAUUGGUCUUUUUUUAUAUAUGUAUAUAUUUAUGGUGAUAGUGUUUUUGUGGUUAUUUUAAAAGGAGAUCCUAAUAUAUUGCUUUUAGUUGCUCAACUUUGUUUUUCAGAAAUACUGGGUUACAUGAUUUUUUUAAUUUAAUUUAAUUUUUUAUCGCUUUAUAUAUUUUUUUUGUUUUAGUUUUGUUUUUUGGAAUCUAAAAAUUAAAAAAAAAGAAAUAAAACGAAGAGAAAAAGGCAUU